Molecule: messenger RNA, 1085 nt
Organism: Raphanus sativus (radish)
Lineage: Eukaryota; Viridiplantae; Streptophyta; Magnoliopsida; Brassicales; Brassicaceae
Product: protein FLOWERING LOCUS T-like
Exons: 4
Coding region: 301-828 (175 amino acids)
Source: RefSeq, a predicted model, not a curated record
UGGGUGAGAUAUAUUCUGGAAUAUUAUCAGUCUAGCUAUUAGAGUGGUGGCUUUAGAAUACAUAAAAGAAAGAAAAAGAAAUGAAAUAAGAAGACAAUAUGUGAUGUACGUAGAAUCAGUUUUGGAUUCUCCUACAUCACUGGACAAGAAAAAGAUUGCGGUGAUGAGUUCUCACGACCCGAGUUAAACCGACUCCCAAGACACUAUAUAUAAGUUACAUGUAGAGGGUUAGUUCAUAAGAAUAGAAGAACCAUAAAUAAAUAAAUAAAUCAGAAACAACUUGUUUGUUUUAGAUCAAAGAUGUCUGUACAUACCAGAGAUCCUCUUGUGGUAGGGGGAGUGAUAGGGGACGUUCUUGAACGGUUCACAAGAUCAAUCGAUCUCAGGGUUACUUACGGCCAAAGAGAGGUGACAAAUGGGUUGGAUAUAAGGCCUUCUCAAAUUCUCAACAAGCCAAGAGUUGAGAUUGGUGGAGAAGACCUAAGGAACUUCUAUACUUUGGUUAUGGUGGAUCCAGAUGUUCCAAGUCCGAGCAACCCGCACCUCCGCGAAUAUCUCCAUUGGUUGGUGACUGAUAUCCCUGCGACAACUGGCACAAACUUUGGCAAUGAGAUUGUAUCUUACGAGAAUCCAAGGCCCACCUCGGGGAUACAUCGUAUCGUGCUGGUAUUGUUCCGGCAGCUCGGGAGGCAGACAGUGUAUGAACCAGGGUGGCGCCUACAGUUUAACACUCGUGAGUUUGCUGCGCUAUACAAUCUCGGCCUUCCCGUGGCUGCGGUUUACUUCAAUUGUCAGAGGGAUAAUGGCUGUGGAGGACGAAGAAGUUAGAUCGAUGGGGGGUUCUUCCUCUAAUCAUUUGACUUUACAUGCCCUAUGAGAUUAAUGCAUCUAUAUAUAGUACUAUAAUAAGCAUUUUAUGAUACGAGUAAUGAACGGUGAUAAUGACUACAAUAAUUUAAUAUGUAUUAAAUAAAUCAGAGAGGGGGAAACAAAUGAGAGUGUUUUUACUUUUAUGGCGUGUGAUGCUCAGUAUUUUAUAGAUUCUACAUGAAAUAGAAGUGUUAUAUAGCUACAAUACGUAUACU